Molecule: messenger RNA, 1852 nt
Organism: Archocentrus centrarchus (flier cichlid)
Lineage: Eukaryota; Metazoa; Chordata; Actinopteri; Cichliformes; Cichlidae
Gene: pars2
Product: prolyl-tRNA synthetase 2, mitochondrial
Exons: 4
Coding region: 154-1605 (483 amino acids)
Biological process (GO): prolyl-tRNA aminoacylation
Cellular component (GO): mitochondrion; cytoplasm
Molecular function (GO): ATP binding; proline-tRNA ligase activity
Source: RefSeq, a predicted model, not a curated record
GCAGGGGGCAACAAGCAGAAACGCAGCAUGUUGUAGCUUAGUGGGGACCCUCAGUGUUUUCGUCAGUUUAGUAGAAAUGUCGUUCAUUUAAUCAUAAAAUCAACACGGAAAAGUCAGACAUUCGUUAUAGUCUAAAGCAUAUCUGAAUGUACCAUGGAGCCUGUAAUGCUUCGGGUUUGGCAGAGAGCCUUUCACCGCCUCCACAGGACCCUGAUCCUUCCAAAGAGGUUCGACUCAGGCUGUGCUCAACACACAGCUGUCCCUGCUUCCACUCACUCCAGACGUAGCAAGCCUACCCUUCUGGUGUCUCGUCUCUACCAGCCUUCAAACUUGCGUGAUGUGGGACAGGACAGCCGGCUGCCAAAGGAGAUGAGUUGCAAGAGCCAGAGGCUCAUGCAGCAGGCUGGGCUUAUUCAUCCAUCCAACCCAGGGUGCUACUACUACCUUCCUGCCACUGUCCGCUCCAUGGAGAAGCUGGUGAGACUGAUUGACCAGGAGAUGCAGGGGAUUGGUGGGCAGAAGCUGGACAUGCCCAGUUUGUGUUCAGCUGACCUCUGGAAAACCAGUGAGCGCUGGGAUUUGAUGGGAAAGGAGCUGUUCCGCCUCAAAGACCGCCAAGGCGCUGACUACUGCUUGGGUCCCACUCACGAGGAGGCAGUGACGACUCUUGUCGCUCACCAGGCGACUCUCUCCUACAGACAGCUCCCGCUGCUUCUUUACCAAAUAACCCGCAAAUUCAGAGAUGAGCCAAAGCCAAAGUUUGGUCUUCUCAGAGGGAGGGAGUUUUACAUGAAGGACAUGUACUCCUUUGACGUAAGUGAAGAAGCUGCUUAUCAGACCUACGAGUCCGUGUGCCAAGCAUACAACCAGCUCUUCGCCAGGUUGGGUUUGCGCUGCGUUCAGGUGCAGGCAGACACAGGAAACAUCGGGGGUAAACUUUCCCAUGAGUUCCAGCUGCCGGCAGACAUCGGCGAGGACCGGCUUCUGUUCUGUGGGAGGUGCUCCUUCUCUGCUAAUGUGGAGACCAUGUCAUCAGACACAUCCAACUGUCCAAACUGCAAAACUCACAAACUGGAAGAGUCAAAGGGUAUAGAAGUAGGCCAUACAUUUUACCUGGGUAAAAAGUACUCUCAUAUAUUCAAAGCCACUUUCAGCAAUGUCCAGAACAGACCUACUGUUGCUGAAAUGGGCUGCUAUGGUCUUGGGGUUACGCGUAUUCUGGCGGCAGCCGUCGAGGUGAUGUCAACAGAAGAAGGGAUCCGCUGGCCGGGUCUUAUCGCCCCUUAUCAGGUCUGUGUUUUACCCCCUAAGAAGGGCAGUAAGGUGGAUGAGGCAGUAGUUCUAGCAGAGGAACUGGUUCAUACUUUGGGGGAGAAUCUACCUCAGCUGAGAGGUGAAGUUGUUCUGGAUGAUCGUACACAGAUGACCAUUGGAAAGAGGCUAAAGGAUGCCAACAUACUGGGUUACCCGUAUGUGAUUGUAGUAGGACAGGGAGCUCUAGAGGAAACACCCAGGUUUGAGGUGAUCUGCCAGGAGACGGGUGAGACGCUGUUCCUCAGUAGAGAUGGACUGUUAGAUCUACUGGGAAGAGUGGAAACUGUAUGAGUAACAACUCUGAAUGUGGAAAUAAAUGUUUGUUUUUUUUGUUGUGUCUGAGGUGUUGGCCGUGGAUUAUUAAAUAUUUUACAUAUUUUGCAAAGCCUUUACACCUUACUUUUAAAAUAAUAGCUCUAAAAUGUACCUGGGUAAUGGCAUGCAUUUGGAUACUAUAGUGUAAUGGAGAGGAGUCCACAACUUCAUUGCUUUACAGUAUCCCAUGUAUUUACUGUUGCUAAUAAAAAAUAUGAACCUU